AUCAGUAACCAGAGUAUAAGUACCAGCAGCAGCUCAGAGUGUGAGACACGGGGACAGAGCGGUGAACCGGUUAACAGUGGAAUCAUGAGGACGAUGCUGCUGCUGCUUAUGUUGAGCGUCGGGCUGAACUCAGCCUCAGCUGCGAAGCUGGGUGUGGUGCAGACGGAGGGGGGGCAGGUGGAGGGUAAGAGUCACAGGAUGGGUCUGUUCAGGUCCGUAGAUGUCUUUAAAGGAAUCCCCUUCGCUGACGUCCCUGGAACAUGGGACAAACCAAAACCUCACCCCGGAUGGAGCGGAAUCCUGAAGGCCACAAAGUAUCGAGAUCGCUGCCUUCAGGUGACGCUGCUGCAGACAAAAACCCGGGGCAGCGAGGACUGUCUCUACCUGAACAUCUUUGUUCCACAGGGACGAAAAU
Molecule: messenger RNA, 415 nt
Organism: Paralichthys olivaceus (Japanese flounder)
Lineage: Eukaryota; Metazoa; Chordata; Actinopteri; Pleuronectiformes; Paralichthyidae
Source: RefSeq, a predicted model, not a curated record